GCAUUUUUACAGAGAGGGAUCUCCGGCGAGAGGACGCUGCAUGCUUUAGAUGUGAAGCCGUCUUUUGUUGCUCCGGCCCGGGCUCUCGUUCCCGCAAAUGAGCUCUGCUUGCAUUUUCUAUAGCACUCAAAAAAUGGGUGCCGCCAUGCAGGCUAGGGCUUUACCCUGCAAAUCCAGACGAGCACACACUAGCCAUUGUGUGUAUGUGCAUGUGUGUGUCGGCGGCGGCGGCGGCGGAGGAGGAGGGGGGGGGAUAUCUCUUCGUCGCCCCGGCGUGCAGACAUGCUGCGAGUCUCAUGCGCAGGCCCGAUUGUUGGCUACAACAACUACAGCAAACGGGCCUCUAAACAUGGUCGUGGAGGCAGGGGAGCGCCGGGUUCAGUAGUAUUUUGCAGGUCUGAAAAGCUACGCAAACAUGAGCGACAAGGGGACAGUCUCACCGAAAGAGAAGGAAGCCACAGAGAAGAGAGGGCGUGGAAGACCCCGUAAGCAGCCGCAGGUAAAAACCUCUGACGAACCAAGUGGGUCCCCUACUCCAAAGAGGCCCAGAGGACGGCCGAAGGGCAGCAAAAACAAGACAACCGGCAAGGGCAAAAAGGCAACGGCAGCCCCAUCUGCAGGGGGAAAACGCAGGGGAAGACCUAAGAAGGAGGAAAAGGAAGAAAAAGCAUCCCAGGAAUCAUCUGAGGAGGAAGAGGAAGAGGACCAGUAAUUCACAACGCAUGCUACCUCACUCAACAUACUGACUUACUGUUAACCAGAACUGGGCUGUAUCUCCAACGCCAGUGCCACCACAUGACCACUGUUCACGACAAAGCCCCCUUUUGCCAAAGGAGGGUUAACACAGUACAUAUAUCAUGCAACAGCACUGGAUAGAACGAUGGACUUGCUCAAGCAUAGAUCUAAGAAUUACAUGAAAGGUAACAGCCCGUUUCUCUACAUGUCAUGUUAUUACAAGUCUUUUAUACUGGACAAAAAGGUGUUCUCCAAGGAGCCUGGACAUUUCCUCCUUUUCUUUUUUCUUUUUUUUUCCUCCCCCCUAAAGAUGGUUUGUAGAAUGUUUUCUCUGCUUAAUGUUACUUAUUUGUUGUACCCGCAUCUGAGAUGGUAGGGCAUAUAGAUUUUUCUCCAUGUUUUGUACUGGACAAAGGUGAAUUUUACCUAUACUUGCUUUUUUUUUCUUUUUUUUUUUUUCCCAAAGUUUUGUUUUGAGUGUUUGUGUGAAGUGGUUAACCUAUCCUUUGCGUUGUAUUCUAGAUGGAGUUGAGCUUCAGCAUUUAGGAUGAGAAUAGGUAACUGAUGGUAGAAGUAUCUUUUCCUAAUCUGCAUAACUGACUUCACCCACCCGAUUAGAGGAGAACCAUCUUUAGCCCUCUUCCUGUAGGACAGUUUAGAUUUUAGUGAUGCUUCUCAGACUUCCUUCUCAGUUCUCUGCAUAUAGUGGGGAGAUGUAAAAGUGUAUCAUUAGUCAUCAGAAUCGAUCUGACUUACUGUUUUUUUUUUUGUUUGGUUUUUUUUGUUCCUUCGGGUUACAUACAUUUUAAAACACGUGUGCUGCUUCUCAUGUUAUAAUAAAACUCUUUCGUAUGUGUUUUUUAAGGUUGGCAGAGUUCUAGGCUUAAAGUCAUCAGUGUCGUUUCUUCAGGGAGCUUUUACAAAUGCUGUUACAUUGGCAUCUUUGUCCUCACAUGGUCCUCAGUUUUCCAAGCCCUCACUCAAUCACUCGUAAGGCAAACUGCAAUUGGUCAGACAAGGAGUUUGAUUGUAACACAGGAUAGUUGGUGGCACUACUAUCCGACAGGGCUGUAUAUUUUUUUUUUUUUUUUUUUUUUUUUUUUUUUUUUUUCCCCCCCCUCCUCAUUCCAUCUAGCCUCUCACUGCUUCGCCUAGCUUGGUCCUCCUGUCAUCACUUAGUACGGUAAUAAUAAAAAAACUUUUUCCUUA
Messenger RNA from Oreochromis niloticus (Nile tilapia), 1944 nucleotides. It is a transcript of the gene hmga1a, whose product is annotated as high mobility group AT-hook 1a. Bases 416 to 712 code for a protein of 98 amino acids. Gene Ontology annotation, biological process: regulation of DNA-templated transcription. The transcript has 5 exons. Gene Ontology annotation, cellular component: chromatin; nucleus. Gene Ontology annotation, molecular function: DNA binding; transcription coregulator activity. The record is from RefSeq and is a predicted model, not a curated record. NCBI's taxonomy places the organism in Eukaryota, Metazoa, Chordata, Actinopteri, Cichliformes, Cichlidae.